Morone saxatilis (striped sea-bass) is the source of this 991-nucleotide messenger RNA. Its product is annotated as CD209 antigen-like. The transcript has 6 exons. The coding region runs from base 7 to 948 and encodes 313 amino acids. The record is from RefSeq and is a predicted model, not a curated record. Lineage: Eukaryota; Metazoa; Chordata; Actinopteri; Moronidae.
GUCAAAAUGGAGGACAGAGGGAAUUCAGGUGGCAGUUUUGAUGGUACAUAUAACAAACUGAUUAGUCAAGAGGACUUGAGCGGAGAUGAGCACUCGCUCUACUCAAACCAAGAGAAGCAACAAGUUUCCAUGUCCAUGGUGAGACCUGACUCCAGUUUGAAUCAUUACAAACUGCUCACAGUGAGCCUGGCAGUGCUCGCUGCCAUUCUACUAGCAGCUGAUAUUGGCCUGGGAGUCUACUAUAGCAGACUUACUGAUGGGUACCGUACAGUAACGGACAUCAGCAGUGAGGUGGCCAAACUGCAGGCUACUUACAACGCUGCAAUCCAAAGCAGGGAUGAAGCCAAGAAACAGUUGGCAAAAGAGCUCGGUGAGCAGCAACUUACCAAGUGGGAGCUUGAACACCAGAAGAGAAGAAACACUGACUAUGAAAGACUGGCUGACAAAAUUCGAAUGGAAAUUGCACCGUUGAAAUCCCACAUGCCAAUGAUUGAGGAGGGCUGCAGACACUGUUUACCAGGAUGGACUUUAAUGAACUCAGUGUGUUACUACUUCGCUCUCUCUGAUGCUAUGUCACGCAGAUCGUGGCAGGAAGCCAGACAGUUCUGCACAAGACAAGGAGGCGAUUUGGCAGUGAUAGACAGCAGAGAGAAACACAUGGCAGUAGCUGACUUGAUAAAUAAUUAUCGAGACCCUUUGAGACCCAUAACCCAGAGUGGCUUCUGGAUUGGACUAACGGAUGUGGAGGAGGAAGGGACUUGGAAAUGGCUGGAUGGAACAAGACUGACUGAUGGGUACUGGAAUGAUGGCGAGCCUAACAACGUUCAUGGUAAUGAGGACUGUGCAGCUGCCUACCCCAGAAGCAACCCCUUUAAGUCCUGGAACGAUGCUCCAUGUACUUAUGAACUGAAAUGGAUUUGCGAAAUGGCACCAAAGUCUGCGAGUUAAUGUGUGUUUUUUUAAAUCACAUUUGGUUUUUGUUUAAUUAUUU